Messenger RNA from Knipowitschia caucasica, 2631 nucleotides. Lineage: Eukaryota; Metazoa; Chordata; Actinopteri; Gobiiformes; Gobiidae. The record is from the annotation of a GenBank genome assembly.
AUGGAGAAACCUGGAGCGUUUCUGGUCGCGUUGUGCGCUGCCGCUAUCACCGGGAUACUGUGCAUUAUCUUCACUCUCAUAUGGGUCCUACACUACAGGGAAGGGCUGGCCUGGGAUGGAGGCUCCGCAGAAUUCAACUGGCAUCCUCUCCUGAUGGUGGUUGGCUUGGUUUUUCUCCAAGGAUCUGCCAUCAUCAUCUUCAGACUUCAUUGGACCUGGACUUGCAGCAAGUUGGUGAUGAAGUGGAUCCAUGCGUGUUUACACUUACUGGCUUUUGCGUUGGCUGUUAUAUCCACAGUAGCAGUCUUUGACUUCCAUAACUCUGCCAAAAUCCCCAACAUGUACAGCCUGCACAGCUGGCUGGGGAUAGCAGCUGUCGCACUUUACUGUUUACAAAUUGUUGUAGCAGUGGUCUUGUACCUGCUCCCUGUCUCACCAGUGUCAUGGAGAGCAGCCUUCAUGCCUUUCCAUGUCUUUUUUGGGACUUUGCUGUUUGUUGGUGUCAUCUCUGUUGCACUCAUGGGUAUAACAGAAAAGCUCAUUUUUGGUCUAAAAGACCCUAAGUACAGCCAGUCUCCACCUGAAGCACUCUUUGUAAAUGUUCUUGGAGUGCUCUUGGUGGGUUUUGGGGCUAUUGUGGUGUAUACUGUUACUCGAGUACCUUGGAAACGCCCCAAUGUUCAAGUCUUGCAUACCUUGCAUAGCAACGAGGUGGAAGAGGAUAAAGGACAAGUGGGACCAGCACUGACACAACUCCCUGCUGCAGCAGAUGCUGAGGCCAGUUAUAAACCCGCUGUAAGCUGGUCCACCAUGUCUGACAAGAAUGAGCUGAAGGCAGAGCUUGAAAGAAAGAAACAACGAUUGGCACAAAUCAGGGAGGAGAAGAAGCGGAAAGAGGAGGAGCGAAAGAAAAAAGAGUCUGAACAGCUGAAAGAGGCUUCGCAACAUCAAGAUGACUCUGAUUUGGAGAAGAAACGACGUGAAGCUGAAGCCCUGUUACAGAGCAUGGGGAUUGGAGAAACUCCCUCUGUGCCUCCUCCUCCCGUGUCUCCCACUGCCAAAUCCACGGGCACGCCGAGCGAGGCAGGGAGCCAGGACUCGGAUGGAGCUGUGGGACCCAGGCGUGUGACACCAAAACUGGGGUUGGCCAAAGUCACACAUGUAGACUUCCCUCCACGUGAAACUGUUUCCUACACCAAAGAGACGCAGACCCCCGCACUCACCCAGCCUAAAGAAGAAGAAGAAGAGGAAGAAGUUGCUCCGCCACUGGCAGUAGAGGAGAUACAGACUGAACAACCGGACCAAAAGAAGGAAGAGGAAGCUCCCCCUCAUGAACUGACAGAGGAGGAAAAACUCCAGAUAUUGCACUCGGAGGAGUUUGUGAAUUUCUUCGACCACAGCAGUCGUAUUAUUGAGCGAGCCCUGUCGGAGCACGUGGACCUCUUCUUUGACUACAGCGGCCGCGACCUGGAGGAGAAGGAGGGGGAAAUCCAGGCCGGGGCCAAACUGUCUCUCAACAGGCAGUUUAUGGAUGAGCACUGGUCCAAGCAUCGUGUUGUCACCUGCUUAGACUGGUCACCCCAGUAUCCAGAGCUCUUGGUCGCCGCUUACAACAACAACGAGGAAGCUCCCCAUGAGCCCGAUGGAGUGGCCCUGGUGUGGAACAUGAAGUAUAAGAAGGCCACGCCGGAAUACGUCUUCCACUGUCAAUCUGCUGUUAUGUCCGCCGCGUUUGCCAAGUUCCACCCCAACAUAAUGGUGGGGGGCACGUACUCGGGGCAGAUCGUCCUAUGGGAUAACAGGAGCAACAAGAGGACCCCAGUACAGCGGACGCCCCUGUCAGCAGCAGCGCACACGCAUCCUGUGUAUUGUGUGAAUGUGGUGGGAACUCAGAACGCCCACAACCUCAUCAGCAUCUCCACUGAUGGAAAGAUGUGCUCCUGGAGCCUGGAUAUGCUCUCACAGCCACAGGACAGUAUGGAGCUGGUGUUCAAACAGCCCAAAACUGUAGCUGUCACCUCCAUGUCGUUUCCUCUUGGAGAUGUCAACAACUUUGUGGUGGGCAGUGAGGACGGCUCAGUCUACAUGUCAUGUCGUCACGGAAGCAAAGCUGGUAUCAGUGAGAUGUUUGAGGGCCACCACGGGCCCAUCACAGGCAUCAACUGCCACACGGCAGCAGGGCCCCUGGACUUUUCCCACCUGUUUGUUACCUCAUCAUUUGACUGGACCGUCAAGCUGUGGAGCACAAAGAAUAACAAGCCGCUGUAUUCCUUUGAGGACAACUCUGAUUAUGUUUAUGACGUUAUGUGGUCUCCUAUUCACCCUGCUCUUUUUGCCUGUGUGGACGGAGUAGGUCAUCUCGACCUGUGGAACCUGAACAAUGACACAGAGGUCCCCACGGCUAGUGUCACGGUGGAGGGUAACCCUGCCCUGAAUAGAGUGAGGUGGGCUCCUUCGGGCAGAGAGAUCGCUGUGGGCGAUUCGGAUGGGUGUGUCCGCGUCUAUGAAGUUGGAGAACAAACUGCCAUCCCUCGUAGUGAUGAGUGGACCCGGUUUGUCCGCACUCUGGCGGAGAUCAAUGAGAACAGAGACGAUGCAGAGGAACUGGCCGCUCAGCGUCUUGCUGCCUGA